AUGACUCACACUCCAGCGACUGACGGCGCCCCCGAGAUCUACCCCCCGGAACCUGCAUCGGCCAGCUGCGUGUCAGUUUCUCUCGAGAAAGGUGAUGAGGACAAACGUCGGUCGCCGUCAAUCGUAAGUCUGGAGCUGGAGCUGGGGGCGACGGGUCCGCUGCUCGAACCGCGAGCGCUGGAGCACGUGGUCUUUGCCAUCAACAGCUUCGCCCACCGGCUGCUGCGCUAUAUUCCGCGCCAGCAUAACCUUUCCUUUUCGCCCAGUCAACUCUACUGGCUGCUGGUUAGCGUGUGGUUCAGCAGCAAGGGCACCACUAGGGAGCAGCUCGAAGACGUGCUGUGCUGCGCAGAGCUACCCGUACCUGCCGACCGAGUGCAGGGCUUCUUCAAGAACCUCAUACGCACGCUGCGUACUCGCGGAAAACAGCAGCACGUGCAGUUCAUCAGCGCCCUGUACGUGACCUCCGUGGACCGCCUCCAGGAUGCCUCGAGCAAGGCACUGCGCGAGAACUUCUACGUGUCCAUCCGCGCAAUGCUGGCCGACGCCAGGCCCGAAUGCACGAGGAACGAGAUCAACCUCUGGUUCGAGACAUCCCGUGGGCACGUGCCCAGCGUCAUGAGUGAAAACCUGCCGACCACCGGCGGAGACGGGUCUUCGACGUCGUGCUACCUGAUCGCUAGCGCCGCGUACGCCGAGCACUCCUGGGGCUCUCGGUUCGACCGGCACAAGACGGUCCUGGCCAACUUCUACAACAAUGGCACCGAACCGUGCAAGGCGCGCAUGGUACGCUCCAUCUCGUACUACCGCUACUGCGCGUCCAAGGCGCUCUCGGCUCGCUGCCUGGUCGUUCCGAGCGUGGGCAGCAAGUGGCACAUGCUGCUCCUGCUGCCCACCGACCGCCGCGGGGUACACGCCGUCGAGUACCGGCUGGACGCCGAGGCACUGCAGCAGGCGCUCAAGAGCUGCGACGAGCCGCUCGUCGAACUGAGCAUGCCCAACAUCGAGCUCGAGAGCUCCGUGUCGCUGCGGCAAGUGCUCAAGCGGGCUGGCCUGGCUGCUCUCUUCGACCCGGAGAAGGCCGACCUCAGCGGCCUCCUCAAGGAGUCUGGCCAGCCUCUCACCCAGUUUGUGCACACGGUCAAGCUCAAGGUGAACAAGGUGGGCCACGAAGGAGAGCACCACGGCGUGACGGUGAUCAACGAGAGCGGCGAGCACUCCGGCUCGCGGAUCGAGUGCCACGUCAAUCACCCGUUUUUGUUCGUGCUCUACGAGCUGGUCAACACACGACCCUGUUCGUCGGCAGGGUCGCCGAGUUGA
This is a messenger RNA of Dermacentor silvarum, 1320 nucleotides long. Its product is annotated as serpin B3. The record is from RefSeq and is a predicted model, not a curated record. Lineage: Eukaryota; Metazoa; Arthropoda; Arachnida; Ixodida; Ixodidae. The coding region runs from base 1 to 1320 and encodes 439 amino acids. The transcript has a single exon. Gene Ontology annotation, molecular function: serine-type endopeptidase inhibitor activity.